AUGAUCAACUUCAUCAAUCAUACCGGCUUUUACGCUUUUUCCGCAGAAAUCAAUGGCGGUAUAUGUGGCUUGGCCACGCUCUAUUUUGCCCUUAUUGGAGUGACUGGUCUUGCGCUGAUCCUCCCAACUUAUCACAGUCUUCAUCAACAGCGACGCUUGAUGAGCAAAAAGACACUGCGCUUUCAAAGGCUAUGGCUCCGAAAUCUCACUAUUCAGGUGCUCAUCUUUAUCGGUGUUGUUUUCGUGCCUUUUUGUUGGGAGACGGCAGUUGGCUGGGGAUGGCCCGAGUCCGCUCCACUAAGCGUUUAUACAAUCUGGACAACAGCCAUCGGAUGCUCACAUUGGACUUUAUCAACGGUGGUUCUUCUCUUUGUCUAUGAUAGCUAUCGAAAACGAUUGUUUGAGUCGGUGAAAAUGGUGAUCGGAAUUAGGAAGAAAGAUCAAAGGAUUUCUGUCACAGCAACCUCUGUUAUGAGAGUUUCCCUCACAUUUUCACGCCGUUUUUCAACUGAUUGGAGUCAAAAAAAAGAAGCACAAAACUUUAUUUACAGGCUUGAAUUGUCAACUCAUCGUCAUCUCCUUGUAUGGGAGCCCACGCCGCGGUCCAUUCACGAGGGAGUAGCGCACGCCAUUUCACAAUCCGAUUGUCUUGCUUUCGAUACACCAGCCGCUCAACUUUUUGCCGAAAACGGGAACUUGGGAAUAAACGUGACCCAUAUCCAACUCAACGAAUCAUUGCGA
Messenger RNA from Mesorhabditis belari, 741 nucleotides. The record is from the annotation of a GenBank genome assembly. Lineage: Eukaryota; Metazoa; Nematoda; Chromadorea; Rhabditida; Rhabditidae.